Messenger RNA from Centruroides sculpturatus (bark scorpion), 1679 nucleotides. RefSeq lists its product as uncharacterized. Gene Ontology annotation, cellular component: cytosol. Gene Ontology annotation, biological process: deoxyribonucleotide biosynthetic process. The transcript has a single exon. NCBI's taxonomy places the organism in Eukaryota, Metazoa, Arthropoda, Arachnida, Scorpiones, Buthidae. The record is from RefSeq and is a predicted model, not a curated record. Gene Ontology annotation, molecular function: ribonucleoside-diphosphate reductase activity, thioredoxin disulfide as acceptor. The coding region runs from base 37 to 1326 and encodes 429 amino acids.
GGCGAAAACUAAAAGAUAUCUUUAGUGAAUGAGAAAAUGGAUCCACACUCUUGUCCGUGCACCAAAAGCGAGUUAGAUUUAUUCAGUACUGUUUCGACUCAACUAGCUAUUGACAAUACAUCAGAAGUUAUUGUUCAUCCUGUUGCAACCAUUUCGGAUAGUCGAGCACCAAUAGAAUUUUAUGUAUCCGGUUCUGGUGAAAAUUAUAUCGAUCUGCAUUCAAUUUAUCUACAUGUUCAAGCAAAAAUCGUAAAGAAAAACGGAACAGAUACUGCUGCAGAUGAAAAAGUUGCUCCUGUCAAUUAUUUUUUAAAUAGUUUGUUCUCUCAAUGUAGCGUAUUUCUAAACGACAAACAAAUAAUUUCACAAGUUAAUUAUCCAUACCGAGCAAUUUUGGAGGCCUUAUUAUUUUACUCAAAAGAAGCACAAGAAACUUUUUUAACAAGUGCGUUAUUUUUUAAAGAUACUGCACAACAUAUGGAUUCCAUAGAAGCAAAUAAUGAAGGAAUGGCUAAAAGAUUUAAUAUAAGUAAACAAAGUAGACUAAUAGAUUUAGUCGGACGGCUUCAUAUUGAUUUAUCACACCAACCUAAACUGUUAAUUAAUAAUGUUGAUUUACGAAUUAAAUUAGAAAGAUCGAAAGAUAAUUUUGCUUUAAUGGCAAAUAAUGAUAAUUAUAAAAUUAUUAUUAAAAAUGCAUCUCUAAAAAUUAAUAAAGUAGAUGUUAGUUCGUCAGUUCAAAUUGGAAUUGAAAAAGCAUUGCAAACAGGUAUUAUAAAAAUUCCAUUCCGCAGAACAGAUAUUAAAGUUUUUACUUUAAGUAGCGGAAUUCAGUCUACAAAUAUAUCAAAUGCUGUUAUCGGUCAGUUACCUUAUAGAAUUACUAUUGGUUUAGUUUCUAAUUCAGCAUUUAAUGGAAAUGUAAAAUACAAUCCUUUUAAUUUUAAAAAUUACAAUUUAAAUUAUAUAUGUUUAUUAAAAGACAAUCAAAUGAUUCCCCCAAAACCAUAUACUCCAGAUUAUACGAAUAAGAUAUAUGCAAGAAAUUUUAUAUCAUUAUUUGAAGAUAUAGGAUGCAUUAACCAUCAUAAAUUUACAAAUAUAUCUUAUGACGAUUAUAAAGAUGGAUAUACUUUAUAUUGUUUUGACCUUACUCCUGAUCAUUCUGCAUCAGAAUCACAUAUUAGUGUUAGUCAACAAGGAAACAUUUCAGUGGAAUUAAAAUUUUCAACCGCUAUAUUAGAAACUGUAAACGUUAUUUGUUUGCUGGAAUAUAAUAAUACUUUAGAAAUUGACCAUUCAAGAACUGUGUUUGUGGACUAUUAAUGAAUACCAUUACUUUAUGGAGACUGGCUUCGAGUGAUUCAAAAAUAAAAAGGACUUUUGAAGGUGUUUUCGCAUCUGAUGAUUUACCCGUUUGCAUUGCUAAUCGUAAAUCGUUUAUAAUUAAUUUAGAUGAAAAAAAUAAGCCAGGGAGUCAUUUGAUAUCGGUGUUCUUUACGGAAAAAACUUGUUUUUACUAUGAUAGCUAUGGAAUGAAACCGACAAAACCAAAAAUUAUAAAAUUUAUAAAACGAAAUUCUAAAAAUUGUUAUUGGAAUGAUAUAGUUCAUCAGAGUUUAUAUUCAACAACUUGUGGAUAUUUCUGUUUGUAUUUUCUAUAUAAAAUGAAUAGAAAU